AGAGCGGAGGAGCUGCCGGUGAGUAGGGAGGGCUCGCUGGUUCCUUCCUCGGGGUUUUCUGGUGCUGCUCGGUGCUUCCCUGCAAGGAGAGGACCCCCGUGUUUGCGGUUUUCAGUGGGACGGUAACAUCCCCAUGGCACUGACACCGCCGGAGGAGUCGGUAGCCUCCAAGGGCACGCUUCCUGCCAUGUCCCAGAUUCCAGGUCUUUGUGAUGUUGAAGAAGAUCCCAAUGAAUUGCCGUCUGGGUGCCACAGGAGGUGGAUCAGAGACACUGAUUCAGAUUACGUCAAGCUGUCAAAGCAAGGAGGCCAACCUGACCUACUGAAGCACUGUGCUCAUGUGGCAACGGAGUCCUCUCAGUCAACAUAUGCUGCCCCUGACUGGUACUCACACCGCCCCAAAGCCCCAGCAACUGGUGAGCCACGGAGCUAUGUUUCCUCGAUGCCGGAUUAUAUGGUUCACAAAGAGUUCAAUGCUGCUGACUAUCAUGGUGAUGCUUAUGAGUCAAAAAGAGGGCCUUUUGAUUUUGAUAUGAAGAGUGUCUGGCAGCGGGAUGCUGAUGACAAGGAGGAUGCAGAGAAAAAGAAGAUUUCUCUAAUGCAAGCCAAGCUCCCAGCUGUAAACCCUGAAUAUUCAAGCAAAAUGCCGAAUGUUUCUACAAACAAGGAAUUCAGUGGGGAAAAUAAGCUUUCUUCCCCAGCUGGGUCUACUCAGAGAAAAGGUGAAGCAGUAAACUUUAGCAAAUUAAUAAGCAACGGUUAUGGGACUGACUGGUUUGAGCAGCAUUCUGGACAGGAAAAUAAGAUUCAAGAAACAUCCCAAAAUAGUGAGCAGUCUGAAGAUUCAGAAGCAUCACAGUUGGAAUCAGCACCUGCUAGUAACUAGUCGAAGCCAUGGUUUCAGGGAUGUAAUAAGUAACUUAAAUGACUACUGGGCAAAGUAACAGCUUAUAUAGCUUUUAUAGUCCACCCUUUACAUGUUUGUUGGAUUAGUUUUUAUAGUUGAACUCAUCCCUGAAUGAGAAAUUAGUUUUCUUUCUAAUAUAGAUAAGCUUCAUUGUGCUGGAUUACAGCAGACUUUAAAGAACAGCUGUCAGGAUGUAUUCCUAAACUUUUUUGUUAAUACGAUAAGUAAAUAAAGCAAAGCUGAAGUUCUCUCCUGCACCAGAUGAGUGCUCAUGUGUUGUGAAAUAGAUUUACUGUAUUGAUACUAAUUUGCCUAGACAUGGCUACAAUACUGAUAUGUCCAAACUAGCAACUUUCUUUCUUUAACUACAGUUAUACUCAUGACCUGUGCCAUAAAGAAAGGUGAAGGGAAACUGUAUGGUAUGGGGUGAAACAUAAAUAGAAAUAACUGAACUUGUAUGGAGACUCACAGUAAAAAGCUAUGACAAAAUAAAAAUAAUUUAAAAACCCUAUUAUCAAAAACCAAGCAUGGGUAUUUAAAAGCAUUUACACUUUUAUAUACCACUUGUUGACAUAGACUGUAAAGUGCUUGCUGUGCUAAACCCUUCAAAAUCUAUUCCAUAAAAUGAGAAUUCCUGUGUGACUGCAGUACUGCUGACUUGUAGACAAUUCUUUCCUCUGUGAUGGUCUCCUUGUUUUGUACAAAAAUUCUUAAACUAACGUUGAGUUGUUUGAUGUGAAAGUCCUCUUAAUUUUUUUAAUACUUUUUCCUCAGUACUGGAGUAUUUGCCUGAAAUUGUCGUAUUUUUAGGGAAUUGUCAGAGGCACAGACAACUGAGAUCCUAACUUGGUUAUUUAGCACUGUUAUUUGGUUUAAUGUAGUUGAGCUCUUAGAAGUGUUCAUACUGCCAGUUUUCAGAUACUUUAAAAAUGUACAUCAAACUCUGUUGUAAAAAUGGUCUCUUUUUACCUUGGUCACCAUUAGGUACUAUCCACAUGCUAUUCCUCAAAUUCUUAUAAGUAUGCUAAUGUGCCAUUAAUGUAUACUCAGCUUACCUGAGUCAAGCCAAGGAGAUGUUUGAUGCACUGUCAACCAACUGUGUCAUGGAUCACAGUCUGAAUACCAUGAGUUAGAAUAUUAACAGCCCGCAAAGCAGGUGGAGAACCUUGGAAUUUGUGUUUGGGCAGUGAGAAUAAUAGAGGGCUGCAGCAGAAGCAUAACUUACCAGCUGUCCAAGGGACAC
This is a messenger RNA of Calypte anna (Anna's hummingbird), 2150 nucleotides long. RefSeq names its product chromosome 2 C7orf57 homolog (gene C2H7orf57). Lineage: Eukaryota; Metazoa; Chordata; Aves; Apodiformes; Trochilidae. The transcript is spliced from 7 exons. Bases 134 to 886 code for a protein of 250 amino acids. The record is from RefSeq and is a predicted model, not a curated record.